GACCAUGGGGCUGGGGGGUCUCCUCCUCCCCCUCCUCGUCCUUGGGGUGGCCGAGUCCCAGCUGAUCGUGACUGUGGGGCCCUCCCCGGUGAGGGCCGUGCUGGGCUCAGACGUGCUGCUGCCGUGUAGCUUCACUGUGGGCGAAACCAUCAGUCUGUCUAAAUUCUACCUGGCCUGGGCCCGGGGAGCUGAGAAGGUGGCCGAGUACCUCAGAGAAAAGCCGACUGAGCAGCCCAGGGUGAAGCUUUUCCCGGAGGAGCUGAGCAGGGGGAACUGCUCCCUGUGGCUGAGGAACGUGAGCCUGGAGGACAAAGGCAGAUACAACAGCACCCUCAUCUACACGCCCGACAGAUCUGACCAGCAGCUGGAGCUGCAGGUGACAGCUGCUCCCCGACUCUCCGUCCCCCAGCGAUCGGCCAGGACAGACACAGCGAGCUCCUUCCCCUGCCACGUGUGGGGAUUCUACCCCCAGGACGUCACCGUCACGUGGCUGAGAGACGGGCGGGUUCUGACCGACGCCACCCACUCUGCCCCCCAGAGGAACCCGGACGGGACCUUUAACCUCACCCUGACCUACACCUUCACCCCCACCGCCAGCGACUCCGGCAGCAUCUUCUCCUGCCGCGUCAGCCACGCGGCUCUGGCCCAGCCCCUGCGGGAGGAGUUCCUCCUGGAUGUCACAGCAGGUGCAGACACGGCUCUUUCGAAGGCCAUCACCGGGGUCUGCAUCGCGCUGCUGCUAGUCAUGGUGGCUGGGUUAGCCAUUUACUACUGGAGACGGAGGAGGGCACAGAAAGGAUUCUCAGCCAGCCAGUAA
Mauremys reevesii (Reeves's turtle) is the source of this 817-nucleotide messenger RNA. RefSeq names its product tapasin-related protein-like. The record is from RefSeq and is a predicted model, not a curated record. The coding region runs from base 5 to 817 and encodes 270 amino acids. The transcript has 5 exons. Lineage: Eukaryota; Metazoa; Chordata; Testudines; Geoemydidae.